This is a messenger RNA of Pararge aegeria (speckled wood butterfly), 2450 nucleotides long. RefSeq lists its product as uncharacterized. The coding region runs from base 321 to 2426 and encodes 701 amino acids. The transcript has 2 exons. The record is from RefSeq and is a predicted model, not a curated record. Lineage: Eukaryota; Metazoa; Arthropoda; Insecta; Lepidoptera; Nymphalidae.
CAGAGUGGCCUAACUGUCAUUUUUUCAAUACUGAUUUUAAUUCAAAAAACUGCUCUAAACGGCAAAAGUCAUAGCGCCACAGUGGCCUAAAAUUAGUUCAAUAUUGUUUUCAUAGAUGGAAUUAGUAUUACUACCACAGCCUAUCAGAAAUUUUAAAAGUUUGGUAGCGCUAUAGUGGCCUAAAUGAGUUAGGCCAUUUUUGCACUAUGGCAAUACUAAUUAAAUUGACAUUUCUUUGACGUUAGGCCAAACUGUCAUAGUUUGCCGCGUGAUUGUUUUUAAUGUUGAACGAAGGUUUUUCUUGCAAUUAAUGGCUUAAAAUGGAUAACAUGGAAGCUGGAACCUCUAGUAACAUAGAAAACACAAUGCAAGGUAAGCAAAACAUGAUUUUGAUAAGAAAAAUUGUCAGUCAAUUGAGUGUUGUAACUAAUUUUGUCAGUCUACUAUUUCGUAAGCAAAUUACUUUACUUUCAGAUAUCUUCGGAGUGGAUGAGGAAGACCCAUAUCAAGAUUCAGGCUCUGAGUAUUUACCAUCCAGAUCGCCAUCGCCAACUCCCUUGGAUCUAAUUGAUAUUUUAGAAGAUAACCACUCUCAAAACAACCAAGACCCUCAAAACGACCAAGAGCAACGGAAGCCAAGAAAGCGAGUUCGACAGCCACAUAAGUGGAAAAAGAAUAUACGCAAGGCAAAACGCGCGAGAGGUGAGGAAUAUGUGAAUGCAAAAGGCAAAACUGUACCUUCGAAAAAUAUAAACACAGAUAUACCAUGUAGAUGUGGACUAAAAUGCCACGAUAAAGUUGGUGCUGCACAGCAAAAAGCACUCUUCGAUAGGUUUUAUGCCAUGGAAAGUUUUACUUUGCAGUCAUCUUACUUAUUUUCAUUGGUAAAAGUGUUACCUAAAAAAAGAUGCUCUUUUCUCACUGAUCGCCGACAAACUGAGUCUAGACGCUCCAAUACCCGAGUAUAUACUAUUCCAAAUUCCGAUGGUUUGUAUACUACGGUAUGUAAAGAAUUCUUUAAAAAAGUUUUUGCAGUAUCUGAUGGAAGAAUAUCCAGAGUUUUAAAAACAAAAUUGUCCAUUCCUACACCACCUAUUGAUAGAAGAGGAAAGCAUGUUCCUGUCAAUAAGACAUCUGAAGAAAAAGUUCAAAAAGUAAAAACAUUUAUUGAUAAAUUUCCUAAGUAUGAAUCACACUACACACUACACAAGAGUAUGAACAGAAGGUUCUUAGCUCCAGAUCUAAGUUUACCAAAAAUGUAUUCCAUGUACUGUGAUAAUAUUUCUGAGUCAGAAAAGGUAUCCGAUUUUAUGUUCCGGAAAAUAUUUAAUGAACAAUUUAAUUUAUCAUUCCAUGCACCUGUAUCCGAUUCAUGCAAGAAAUGUGACAAUUUGAAGAUUAAGAUAGAUGCAGCUCAUUCACUAGAAGAAAAGUACCAGCUUGAGUUACAAAAAAAGUUACACCUCUCAAAAGCUGACAGUGCGAAAGAUAAUUACAAGAAAGAUAAAAACCUUGCUAAAGAAGACUUAGAUGUCACUGUCAUUGUAUUCGACCUAAUGAAAACAUUGCCUACUCCAGUAGUGUCAACGGGAGUGUGUUAUUAUAAAAGGCAGCUGUGGACGUAUGUACUAGGUAUACAUGAUGCUGCAAAUGACAACGCAACAAUGUGUGUAUGGGAUGAGACUGUAGCCUCUAGAGGACCACAGGAGAUAGGCUCUUGUUUAUUGCGAUACAUUAAAGAAAAUGUUAAGACCAAAAGGUUAAUUUUAUAUUCUGACCAAUGUGGUGGCCAAAAUCGCAAUAUAAAAAUGGCCACUCUUUGUCAAUAUAUUAUUAGUCAUCCAGACUAUGUUGUGGAAAAUAUUGACCAUAAAUUUUUUGUAAGCGGUCAUUCUUAUUUGGCGUGUGAUCAGGACUUUGGCUUAAUAGAAAAAAAGAAAAAAUAUUUUCAGAAUAUUUUCGUACCUGAUGAUUGGAUUGAAGUAAUAAAGACUGCAAGAAAGAAAAAACCCUUUCAAAUUAUAAAAAUGGCCAAAGAAGAUUUCUAUUCAACCAAAAAAUUGGAGAAUAAUAUAACCAAUCGAAAAGUCACUGCAGAGAAAUCAAAAGUAAAGUGGCUAAAUAUUCAGUGGCUCCUGUACCACAAGAACUACCCAUUCACAAUAUUUUUUAAAUAUUCAAAUAAUGAAGAGGUCCUGUUUGAAAGUGUGGACUUGAAAAAAAGAAAUUCUAUUGCCAUAGCUAAUUUACAGCUUGAUCUUUUGUAUCCAUUGGGUAGACAAAUAAGUGUGGAGAAAAAAAAGGAUUUGGUGGAACUUCUUCAAUACAUUCCCCCGGUACUUCAUGAUUUUUAUAAUAAUAUUAAGGAUAGUGCUUCGGUAGGUAAUGAUUUGCAUGUGGAAGAUGAAGUAAUAGAUAGUGAUUGAUGCUUAUAAGGAAGGUUUAUUAAU